UAUAGCCUGUCAAUAUAUUCGUCGCGAAUGGGCACGGCAGCUGUGGUUAGCUUGGUUCAUCGAAGAAAUAUGUUACAACUGUCGCACAAAAUGAGUUCUUUUCUAGCAGGUGCCACGUAGGUGAGGAUUUGCUGGCCAUCUGUGCGAAUCUCGACAAGCGAAGGGAGGCUGUUUGCGGCAAGAAAACCGAUCACCGGCUCUCGUGUGGGUUGACACUUUGCGAUCGUCGGCGCCAGCCCAGACAGCUUCUGGGAUUUGGGCGUUCCUCGGGUGGACCAUCGAGUGAUCUACACCCUGUUUUGAGCGUCUCCGAGCCCCACAUCACCCGAUCCUUGACGUCAGCAAACCGGUUGCCGCGCUGGCCCGGUAACACCAACACAAGAGAACACUGCUGCCACCUGGACAAAGAGGAGACAAGCUUGUGGCAACUUGUGUUCUUGGCACUGCAAAGAUGGAGGCAGCGUAAAAGCGUUCUCGGAACGUGCCGGCGCCACGAUGUCCCACCCGGAAGCGCCGGCCGGUCCGGAUAGCCACGCCACGGAAGCCAGGGACGACGGCGCUUCCUGGGACAACCUGGAGUUCGAGGCCGACUGGCAGCAGGCGGCGUGUGGCAACGACGACGAUGACUUCACGGAUUUUGCUCAGGCCACGAGUAGCGAGCUGCCGGCAGACGACGGCUUUGCAGACUUUGCUGCCUUCGAGUCUGCGCCCAAAGAGGAAGAAGAGGACGAGUCGUGGACGGCCUUUGAGGCUACCACGGAGGUGACUCUGGGACACCUUGGAGGCUACCAGCAGGAACAAAGCUCCCCAGAGCAGCUGCUGAGGUUGGCCUACCCUGGUGGUGAAACCGGAGAGAGUGAGGUUGACCUCGACCCCACCAGCUUGCACACCAAGCUUUGGCUGAUUCUGCAGGACUUGGACCAGGCGACCUCGCUGCAAUACCAGUGGAGCAGCUCUGGCUGCUGCCAGCACUUGCUGCACAGCCUCAACAUUGACUCCAGAAACAUUCUGCGUAACCCGUCGGUGCCCCUGUUUGCCUGCCACCUGGGCCUGCUGGAGCCGCAGCGGGGACCCGCGGACGAGGCGCUCGAGUCCCCGGCCCCCGAGGAUUGCAUCCCACCAGCCCAGUUUGACUGGACAUCGAGUGGCCUGGUCAACCCCCUGGAGCAGCCGAGCAGCUCCAGCCUGCUCGACCUCGAUUUUCUCACGGCACUUUCCUCCUCUUCUGCUCGGACAGACGCCACUUCCACCGGUCCCGUCACCAACGGGCUGGACGAAGAGCUGGUGUGCCCACCAGAGGGGGUACCCUCUGUGCGGGGGGCCUGCCGGCUGCAACAGCUUCUGGCCUCUAACGUCCCCACCCUGGCCCCUUCGCUGCAGCCCAGGAGCAAGCCCCCCCUGCUCAGCGGGGACGCCCAGCGUCUACUGGACUCCCUGCCAGACCUGACCUUUAUGCAGGCUGCCGUGCUCAUGUUCCCCGUUCGCCUCGACAGUUGACCUCCAGAAACACGCCUGCUGGUGCUCUUUGUGUUCGUUACAAUACCCCUCGUGAUUCCGACCUGGGUUCCCCGCCGUUGGCUGCAAGGCUCUUCCUGCUGCACAGAUUCCAGGCUCAAAUGCUUGCUUGGAGGAACGUGGGAGGCCAGUGUCUUGUGGUACCCGCAUGUCUCCAAGAGUGUGGUAAAGGGGUCCCUGGAACCAGCUUGUGUCCAAGGGUGUGGCAAAGAGGUCCUUGGCAAGUGAAUAAACCAAAAGAUGGUGUAGAACAGAGGUGACUGUUCAUAGCACCCGAGACCAUUCCAUCUUUUGUGAAAACAUGUUUUAGCGACGAGACCUCUUGUCUGGCAUUUGUGGACUUUUCCGGACUAAGCUGCCUCCUGACUUCCUGUGAGCUCCAUUAGAACAGUGUGUGUCUUUGAAGUGCAUCUGCUCUCCGCUUGGUUGCAUUUCUGCAAUGGAUCCCGGUGCCCUUGCUGCCCCCAUGUGUCUACUGGAGGCUCCUUCAAUAAAGUCUAAAGACUUAA
Messenger RNA from Ixodes scapularis (black-legged tick), 2024 nucleotides. RefSeq names its product aftiphilin (gene Afti). Gene Ontology annotation, biological process: intracellular transport. The record is from RefSeq and is a predicted model, not a curated record. The transcript is spliced from 8 exons. Lineage: Eukaryota; Metazoa; Arthropoda; Arachnida; Ixodida; Ixodidae. Bases 496 to 1497 code for a protein of 333 amino acids. Gene Ontology annotation, cellular component: AP-1 adaptor complex; trans-Golgi network membrane. Gene Ontology annotation, molecular function: clathrin binding.